AUGGACACUUCUGUAUUUGCAGAAACUGAUGAAGAAAAGCAAAAUAAUCUUGAAGAAGUGAAAGGAAAAGAAACCGUUGAUCCCAGGCUCAGCAGGAGACCGCUGAGAGAGGACAAGCGUGAAGUCCCCCAGGAGUCACUGGAUGGAUGUUGCUGGACUCCUUCCAUCCUUUCUGACCUACCUCACUCCAAUCGCCCUUAUUGGAGCACUUCGUACUGUUUUGAAGACAAGCAAGUCAGCUUGGCUCUUGUAGACAAAAUUGAAAAGGAUCAAGAGGAGCUAGAAGAUCAAGACCCACCGUGCCCCAGGUUGAUCCAGGAGCUGCCAGAGGUGGAGGAGCAGGAAAUCCCAGAGGUCUCUGUGGAUGAAGUUUACUUGACUCCUUCAGUUCACUGUGACCUGUCUGACUGCCACCAGCCUUAUAGCAGCACCUUGUCCUCAUUGGAGAGUCAACUUGCCUGUUCUGCUCUGGAUAUAGCCUGUGAGUACCCCAACCUGGAGGUCACAAAGCUCUGCUAUCCUCCCAGGCAGCCUCUAUAUGUUUUGUUUCCUGCAACUUAUGCAACUGAGACAGACCACCUCUGUGGGAAGGCCGUAUCCCCUGAGCGUGUUUUGAAGAUUGUUUGUAAGCCCUCCCUGGGGAUGAAGAACCCUCCCCAGCUGGAAGAUGAUGCACUUGAAGGUUCAGCAGACAACUCGCAAGGGUGUCAAGUCAUUGGCCAGAUUCAUGCCUCCAGUGUCCUGAAACCGAAGAUCAUCAAAAGAAAACUCCCGUUCAGCAAGUGGAGACUGGCAUUCAGAUUCCCUUGCCUGCAAGCUUAGGGUGCAGAGAUACCAAAUACUGCUGGAAGAAUGUAAAGGAUGAAAGGAUGUCACAAAAAAAUUGCUUUUCCACUUGAUGAAAACAACUAAAACAGCAAAGCAAGUUCAAGUUCAAAGAUAAUACUGCAGGGGUCCUUCACUGAGGAUUGAAUUUUAGACACAGAAUACUCUGGAUGAUUUCAACCCACUACGCUCCUUUGAUUUGAGAAGCCACAGUCCAUUCCCCUCCAAUUGUGAUCAAUACCUAGGGAGAGCAAUGCCCAGAUGGACAGACAGCAUUGACAGGCCUUAGCCCUGCUCCUCUCAAUUCCCAUUGUGUAGAGAACAGGAGUUGGGAGCUGCUGGCAGGAGACAGCAUGUCAGCCGGGACUCUGCCAGGGCAGAGUAUGAACAAUGCCAUGUUCUUGCUGAAAACGCUUAGCCUGAGUUUCAUAGGAGGUAAUCCUCAGACAACUGCAGAAUGUAGAACAUUGAACAGGACAACUGACCUGUCUCCUUCAAACAGUCCAUGUCACCACCAAGAACACAACAAAAAGGAGAAGAGACAUUUUGGGUUCAAAAAGACUAAAAAGACUAUGUAGCUUAUGCUUUUUUUACUCAUUUUGAACCCAAAACAUCUCCUCAUCUUCUUCUUGUUGUCACUGAUGGUGGUGACAUGGACUUGUUUGUAGAGGACAGCUCAGCUGUCUGGUUCGAUGGUCUACAUUCUGAAGUUAUCUGAAAAUGGCCUCAUGAUUAAAUUCAGUGUAAACAUUUUGCCAGGAACACUGCAGAGUCCAUGCUGUGAGCUUCCUGCCUCAGUCCAUCUACAGGCAGAGAAGGCCCAGUGUGUCCAUCCCCAUUGUGGUGAUACUAGGAUCGUCACUUGGCUAAGUAGGGGUCUAGCAGUUCUGUGCCUUGUAAAGACACCGUAUUUAUAAUUAAUUUGGAAAGUGGUUUGAAAUAGUAUCAAUAUCCUAUAUUCUAACGAUCUUCCUCUGAGUAUUUUAGCAUCAAUUAAUCACCCCUGCCUGUGUCAGUUAUUAUAUUUAUGUUUAUACUUUGAAAGUUUUUUAUCUCAAAAUCUUACUUUAUACUUGCUUUUGCUGGCAUUCUUCAUAAAAAAAUUCCCUGCCUGAAUUUUAACUGUCAUCCAAAAUUAAUUUUAAUUUCUUUUUGCUGGCAUUCUGUUGUGAAAAAUAAUAUUCUCUGCCCCAAUUUUAACUUGCAUCCAAAAUUAAUUUUAGUCCAUCGGUAGAAUGUUUAAGUUUUAAAUCUGUUUAAUUAAA
Messenger RNA from Piliocolobus tephrosceles (Ugandan red Colobus), 2090 nucleotides. RefSeq names its product neuroblastoma breakpoint family member 4-like. Lineage: Eukaryota; Metazoa; Chordata; Mammalia; Primates; Cercopithecidae. The record is from RefSeq and is a predicted model, not a curated record. The transcript has 7 exons. Bases 1 to 822 code for a protein of 273 amino acids.